Ilex paraguariensis (yerba mate) is the source of this 204-nucleotide messenger RNA. NCBI's taxonomy places the organism in Eukaryota, Viridiplantae, Streptophyta, Magnoliopsida, Aquifoliales, Aquifoliaceae. The record is from the annotation of a GenBank genome assembly.
AUGAAGAUGUAUGAACGUCGACGAUACGAACUUGUUGCAACUAUUACUCAUCAUGGGAAGGAACCGUCUAGGGGACAUUAUACUGCCGAUUCCCGCCGUUCAAAUGGCAAGUGGCUGCGUUAUGACGAUUCCUCGGUUACUGCCAUCCCCACAAGCAAGGUGAUGCAUGACCAAGCGUAUGUUCUUUUCUAUAAGCAGUUGUAG